Messenger RNA from Peromyscus californicus insignis, 2050 nucleotides. RefSeq names its product estrogen receptor binding site associated antigen 9 (gene Ebag9). The transcript is spliced from 7 exons. The record is from RefSeq and is a predicted model, not a curated record. NCBI's taxonomy places the organism in Eukaryota, Metazoa, Chordata, Mammalia, Rodentia, Cricetidae. Gene Ontology annotation, cellular component: secretory granule. The coding region runs from base 291 to 932 and encodes 213 amino acids.
GCUAUGCCACGCUCACGCCCGGGACACCGGCCUGCGAGCUGCCGACCCGGAAAAGCCCCACGUUCCGUCUUCCCCCAGGGCGAUGUGCCGCCGUCCUGCCCUCCCUCUCCGGGCCUCGCACCCCUGGGGCCCCGAUCGCCCCAACAUCCACACCCCAGCCCACCCGGCUCCCACCUUCUGCAGUGGAGAGCGCCUCACUUGACGCCCGCCUCCGGGCGCGGGAUUGCGUAACCCGACAGCUCGCUCGCGUGUUGUUUUGCUCAUCCGUGCAGUGGGUUUUGGCUCUCACCAUGGCCAUCACUCAGUUUCGGUUAUUUAAAGUUUGUACCUGCCUAGCAACAGUGUUCUCGUUCCUAAAGAGACUAAUAUGCAGAUCUGGCAGAGGAAGGAAAUUAAGUGGAGACCAAAUCACUUUGCCCACCACAGUUGAUUAUUCGUCUGUCCCUAAGCAGACAGAUGUGGAGGAGUGGACUUCCUGGGAUGAAGAUGCACCCACAAGUGUGAAGAUUGAAGGAGGGAAUGGGAAUGUGGCAACACAACAAAGUUCUCUGGAACAGCUGGAACCUGACUAUUUCAAGGACAUGACACCAACUAUACGGAAAACACAGAAAAUUGUCAUUAAGAAGAGAGAACCAUUGAAUUUUGGUAUCCCCGAUGGUAGCACAGGUUUUUCCAGUAGAUUGGCGGCUACACAAGACAUGCCUUUCAUUCAUCAGUCAUCAGAAUUAGGUGACUUAGAUACCUGGCAAGAAAAUACCAAUGCAUGGGAAGAGGAAGAAGAUGCAGCCUGGCAAGCAGAAGAAGUUCUGAGGCAGCAGAAAAUUGCAGACAGAGAAAAAAGAGCAGCAGAACAACAAAGGAAGAAAAUGGAGAAAGAGGCGCAGCGUCUGAUGAAGAAGGAGCAAAACAAAAUCGGUGUGAAACUUUCCUAACACACGCUCGCCUGUCACAUCCCAGUGCCAGUAGGAGAAGCCUGGGCCUGCAGCCUACAGGACAAGCAUUUGUAUGGACUGGAGAUCAUUUCAGAAUACAAACACUGCUUGAUCUUAAUGUGUUUGAGCCAUCCAGGACACCAGGAUUCUCCCCCAAUACCUUGAACUGUUAGUAAUCAAGACUCAAAACUCAAAAAUAAUGAGACAAUUAUUUUCUUCAACAUGUUCCAAAUAUAAGACAGUUGUUUGCUGUACAGAAGUUAUUUCAAGUGGAAUAUACCAGACCAGUACCUCUCAAGCUAGUGUUUCUAGCUGAAUAAAUUGGGUGUAAAUAAUUUUAUGGUAGAAAAGUACUCUGCUAUCUAUUAUGCUUUCAUUCAUUGUGCAUAAUUAUAAAAUAAUUUUAAUAGUCUUUGUUUCCAUGAUCACUUGACGUAAAUUAAACAAAAUGUAAGUAGGGCUUUAUACCCUCCUUAAUUUUGUUUUCAGGUAGUGUUGACAUACAUUUUCUAUAAUUUGAACUGGCGUUGUUUGGUACAACAUUAAGGAAUAUGAUGAUUUGGAUUUUCAAGAAAAAUAACAUUAAAUGCAAUAAUUUUAUUUAUCAAAUAUUUUGUAUAUCCUUAUUUUCUUUUGGAUGGUAUUGUAAUGUUAUACAGAGCUGUAAUUUAUAUUGCAUGUAUAAAUGUUGAAAAUCAGCUGCAAUGACAAGUUUGUGUGACGAAGAACUAGGAUUAGUAGCUUUUCCCUUUCAUUACAGAUGUCAAAAUGUUAACAGUGUCUUUAAGAACCAUAGUUCUUCAUCCUUCUUAAAAGCCAUUAAUUUUCAAAUGCUGAAAGACUUCAGUUUCAUUUGAUUUUUUAAAAAGUGAUUCUGGAAGAUUUCUCUCUUUUUUUUUUUUUUGUUUGUUUGUUUUAAUAUCUUACAUAAUGCAGGGUACCUAUACAUUUGGCUAGAUAACAUUACUGAUUCAUUACAAACCAAGUUAUAAUUUUUUUGUUGGUGAUACUGAUUGACUUGUCUAAAGAAAUAAUUGCAUAUUGUGUUUUAUGGGGGAAAAUCAUAUCUCACAGUUUAAAAUGAAUACCAUUAAAUUUUCUCCACAAUUGAAAUAUAA